AUGACACUGUUCGACUCCAUUGACGGUAAUUCUUUUUUUUUGUAUGGCGUUGAAAAAGACUCAUUUCAUAUUGUGCGUUCAUUACAUAUAUUAUCGAGCGAGCAAAAGAAAUGUGCAGCAGUGAAUUUCCUGAUAGGUAUCCAAGACGAUCCGAUGUGCUUGCUUAUCGAUCGAACGAGAGAAGGGAAUAAAUCGGAAAUGCCCGUCUCGGAGAGUGUAAUUUAUAGCGCAACAGCUUUCUGUCUUACUCAAAGGUUAUCAACACAAUGUUCUGAUAGUACAGUAUGGUCAUUUGAAAGGUUUCCGAAUAAGGAUCUCAUUGAGGACAAGUUUGCAGACAUUGCUGAUGGAACAAUUUCACUUGAAAAAUGCUUGAUCUCUUGUUUAAACGGGAAGCAGUGCAGAGCGGUCUUGUAUAAUAAAAAAGCGGCGCAGUGCCGUUAUUUGAAUGUAUCAAUUCAAAACGUUCACGAUACAAAAAAAUUCUUCAAACGUAGUAAAGACGUAGAUUUAUACGAAAACAAUUGUUUUCCGGAACAUGUUACUAUGAAUGUUGCACAGUGUCAAUUCAUUCGGAUGCAGUCUUCCGGUUUCACAGAUUUUUUUGACGAGCGUAUUGCGGAUAUAAGUGGCACCACUGAAUGCGAGCAAUUAUGUCUCAUGUGGGACAAUGGUAAUUGUCGCUACUUUACAUACAAUCGAGGAACACGCAUGUGUUAUCUGAGUCACACGUCACCUCGAACAUUGAACAAGAAUCCUCUACAGAAUUAUGACUUAAAUUUGUCGUCUGGUGAUCUGGAGGACUGUGUACAGUUCAAGUUAAAGUGUAAACCAGAUCGGAUGCACAUACAUGGUGCAUCGUUAAAAAUGUUUUCUGGAACACUUACGACAAAAAAUGAUAAAAUAGUUUCCUGCGAAAGAAAAUUCUUUUAUGUAUACGAAUUCGAUGCAGAGAUGUUGUAUAAUGAAUGUGGAAUGCAAAAAAUUCUUUCUCCUUAUUUGACUUUUUCAAACUUGGUAAUGUUAAAGGAAGGUAGCACUGAGCUCAUUACUGUCAAGGACAAAUUGUUAAAGGUCAUUUGCCACAUACAUAGUGAUUUGGAAAUUCUACCUGCAAAUCAACGCUUGGCAUUUCGUUUUCUGGUUGAAGAUGAGAAUGUUACAAAACAGAUGUUAGCGAAGAAUACACAAAUAGCGUCACAGUUACGAAAUUAUGUAAUUCAACCGCGAUAUACAAUGGAAGUGAUGGAUGUAAACAAAAAUCCUGCAGAAGUGGUACAAAUCGGUGAUGAAGGCUAUCUUUUACUGACAUUACAUGAAAAGCCGAUCAAAUUUUCGAUAAUUGAUUUAUUUGUGCGUGACAUACAAAGUGGCAGAACUUUUACAAUCAUAGAUUCGGAUGGUUGCGCUGUUCCAAAUGGAAUGCUCAAAGGCAUUUAUCGAAUUGAUAAAAAUCAUUUACAGUUGACCAUUGUCUUUAGUGGUUUCUUAGAUGAGACCGAUAUUAUCUAUGAGGCUUAUGCUAUCCCUUGCGACGAAUUGUGUGAUUCAAAUAGCUGCAACCAAGUGAAUUCCAAGAAAAACCAACAAAUCAAAAUUAAAAAUAAGGCGCGGAAGAGGCGGUCAGUGAUGGCACCAUCUGAAUCACGUCUGUUUCAACUUUCUGGCGAUAUAUAUGCUGUAAAAUCGUCGAAUAAGCUCAAACUCAAACAAAAGUUAUGGAAAAGAGGAGGAAGAAAUAAUGGUGUGCAAACAAAAUCAAUGCUGAUGCUUUACGAGGAAUCAUUAACAGACGUCAGUGAUAGCGCAGAACGAAAUCCCACUGCAGUAAAUCAGCUCGUAUGUAUUACUGAAGAUGUGAAGUGUUUAAUAAUUUGCUUGGCAAUGUGUCUUCAGGCUUUAGUGUUGGUUGUUAUCAUUGCUAUCACAUAUAGCAUCAUUCAACAUUGUACGAGACAACAAAGGUACUCAGAAAUUGUUGAACUGAGUCAAAAUAUCACCAAUAAACAAGCGACAAUUAUAAGGCUCUCAAAAAGUUGA
Cercopithifilaria johnstoni is the source of this 2040-nucleotide messenger RNA. The record is from the annotation of a GenBank genome assembly. Lineage: Eukaryota; Metazoa; Nematoda; Chromadorea; Rhabditida; Onchocercidae.